Molecule: messenger RNA, 723 nt
Organism: Ochotona curzoniae (black-lipped pika)
Lineage: Eukaryota; Metazoa; Chordata; Mammalia; Lagomorpha; Ochotonidae
Product: immunoglobulin kappa light chain-like
Exons: 4
Coding region: 1-723 (240 amino acids)
Biological process (GO): immune response; immunoglobulin production
Source: RefSeq, a predicted model, not a curated record
AUGCAGACUGCACGACUGGAGCAGAGCUCAAGAUGUGCCAGAUGUGCCUUUGAGGUGACCCAGACUCCAACCACGGUGUCUGCAAAGGUGGGAGACACAGUCACCAUCGAUUGCACGACGAGUCAGAGUGUUAGCAGCAACAAUAGGUUAGCCUGGUUUCAGCAGAAACCAUGGCAACCUCCAAAGCUCCUGAUCUAUUAUGCAUCCACUUUAGACGAUGGGGUCCCUGACAGGUUCAAGAGCAGUAGAUCUGGGACAUCAUACACUCUCACCAUCAACGGGGUGCAGGCUGAGGAUGCUGGAAUCUACUACUGUCAAGGGUAUUAUAGUGAUAGUAAUGGUGCCAGAUGUGCCUUUGAGGUGACCCAGACUCCAACCACGGUGUCUGCAAAGGUGGGAGGCACAGUCACCAUCGAUUGCAAGACGAGUCAGGAUGUUGACAAUGAUCUAUCCUGGUAUCAGCAGAAACCAGGGCAACAUCCAAAGCUCCUGAUCUACCUUGCAUCCAGUUUAGCCCCUGGGGUCGAUUCGAGGUUCCAGGGCAGUCGAUCUGGGACAUCAUACACUCUCACCAUCAACCCUGUGCAGGCUGAGGAUGCUGGAAUCUACUACUGUUUUGCUGAUUAUAGUUGGAGUAGUAGUACUAACACAGUGAUACAGCCUGAACAAAAAGACACAGGAAAGCAGAAGCGGAGGUCCAAGGACCAGGACCAGGAGACCUAA